Molecule: messenger RNA, 3535 nt
Organism: Paramuricea clavata
Lineage: Eukaryota; Metazoa; Cnidaria; Anthozoa; Malacalcyonacea; Plexauridae
Source: the annotation of a GenBank genome assembly
AGAUUGUGAUAUAAACUCUGAUGUUUCAAGACUCCAAGUCCAUUUCCUGUUAACUACUGCUUCAACGAAUCAUGGCGAACGUGACCUCAAAUGCCACAGACUGCUGUAUAGAUACAGGCGUUUUCAAGCCAGCUUACGAUGCCUGUCUUAUAGUCCUAGCUUUUCUCAUUAUCGCUAUAAAUGUCCUGGUCGUUUACCUGUUUGUGACUAAAGAUUAUCUACGAACUAAGACGAAUUGUUUCCUGGUCAGUCUUGCGUUGUCUGACCUCCUAACUGGACUUUUGUCUAUUCCUCUAUUUCUCAUCUGUUCUCUUACUAAUCGUACUCAGGUAGGAAUGACUUUAAAUGAUUUUCAAACAUUUAGCAUGUGAACAUUCAGCAGUCAGUGUAUGUAGACGUAGUAUUCUUUAAUGAAAUAGAUGACUCUUACUGGACCUCUAGAAAGAACAGUUUAGAACUGAUAGAGCUAUCCAGUAUAAACAAAGUUAGUUUAGUUUAGGUUUCCUCCUGUAGUAACACUGGAUCAAUAAGAGAUGAUCUUUACUGGACCUCUAGGAAGAACAGUUUAGAACUGAUAGAGCUAUCCAGUAUAAAUAAAGACAUAAAGUUAUUUUAGUUUAGGUUUCCUCCUGUAGUAACACUGGGUCAAUAAGAGAUGAUCCUUACUGGACCUCUAGGAAGAACAGUUUAGAACUGAUAGAGCUAUCCAGUAUAAAUAAAGUUAGUUUAGUUUAGGUUUCCUCCUGUAAUGAUACUGGAUCAAUAAGAGAUGAUCCUUACUGGACCUCUAGGGAGAACAGUUUAGAACUGAUAUAGAGCUAUCCACUAUAAAUAAAGUUAGUUUAGUUUAGGUUUCCUGCUGUAGUAACACUGGAUCAAUAAGAGAUGAUCUUUACUGGACCUCUAGGGAGAACAGUUUAGAACUGAUAGAGCUAUCCAGUAUAAAUAAAGACAUAAAGUUAUUUUAGUUUAGGUUUCCUCCUGUAGUAACACUGGGUCAAUAAGAGAUGAUCCUUACUGGACCUCUAGGAAGAACAGUUUAUAACUGAUAGAGCUAUCCAGUAUAAAUAAAGUUAGUUUAGUUUAGGUUUCCUCCUGUAAUGAUACUGGAUCAAUAAGAGAUGAUCCUUACUGGACCUCUAGGGAGAACAGUUUAGAACUGAUAUAGAGCUAUCCAGUAUAAAUAAAGUUAGUUUAGUUUAGGUUUCCUGCUGUAGUAACACUGGAUCAAUAAGAGAUGAUCUUUACUGGACCUCUAGGGAGAACAGUUAAGAACUGAUAGAGGUAACUAGUAUGAAUAAAGUUAGUGAAGUCGAUACAAAGGGUCGAUAUGACGUUGGUUGUUUCGUGUUUCAUGAGAAAACAACUUUGAUUGAUGAGAUUUUUAUCGAUCUUCAAGUGGGAUUAUUAUGAGUUGACGUCAUUGAUAUCUAAUCUUUAUCUUUUUCUUUCUAGGUAUGCAUAGCAUCCGCUGUAUUGUAUCGUUGUAUCGCGGUCUCAACCAUGGCUCACAUAAUGGUGGUGACGUCAGAGAGAUAUGUCGCGGUUAUGUUUCCAAUGAGGUGAGCAAGUAUUGUAUAACUUCAUUAAGGUUGGCAUUUGAACAGUUUAACGUCACUCUUUACUGAUUUCUACCUCCCCCUUUUCAGCCCUUACGCCCGUAUUCUAAAAGCUCACUCACACUCAAUGAGUGGAGGUUCAAUCUGAGCUUUUCUUGAGUGCCUAUGCUGUUUUUUAAUAGCUGGAUGGUGAGUAGUCACAUAGUAAGGUACGACACUAACCCUCCAGCUAUUCAAAAACAGCAUUGACACUCAAGAAAAGCUCAGAUUGAACCUCCACUCAUCAAGUGCGAGUGAGCUUUUAGAAUACUAGGCGUUACUCAUUGAAUUUCCUGAUACAUGGCCUUGAGCGUCCUUGAAUUUAACUCCUGAUCUGUGCGCACCCUGAAUAACUUUUUUUCGCUCUUUAGGUACUAUCGCAUGGUGACGAAAGGUCGUAUAUGUUUCUGUAUCGCCCUGGUGUGGAUAUUGUCCACGCUCUACGCGACCAUUCAGCUGUCCUGGUUCAAUCUUGGCCAUCACAAUAUCUCCAACAUCGGCGACGCGAUCAAAUAUACAAAAACUUACGACAUCACUGGCCUCGUCGUCUUUUUCAUUGUACCACUAUGCGUGAUGACGUUUUGCUUUUGUCGUAUGUUUCUCGUCAUUCGCAGACAGGUUCGAAACAUUCGGAGACAAGCGGAAUUGUCUGCCGAUCCUCGGAAUCGCUCGAUCGCUUCCGACAAACGCGCGCUGAUAAUAUUCGCAUUGAUGUUGGGAAUUUUCACCGUGUGCUGGUUGUCAUGGUAUAUCACGUUAUUCCAAGUAGAGCUGGGCCCAGGUGCAAUCCUACCAGAAACAUUUGCAGAUAUUCUAGACUUCUUGAGAUUUGGAACGAGUCUAUUUAAUCCAAUGUUAUACACGUUUCUUAAAAAUGACUUUCGCCGCGCUGUGUCGUCGCUCCUGUCCAGAUGCUGUAUCAAGUAUCCGAUAUUUAAACCAAAACAAAACCCGAACGUUUCAAGAAUAACUUUAACCACAGACGCUAACGGCAAUAAGAGCACGACGCUACUUAACGGGCUCUCCUCCCCAGGCUAUGAACGCCACGACGAAUUUGUGUAUAAGAAUUCGCAAGAUCAUCUUGUUAAAGAAACGGAGAAUGUCCAACUUAUUACAUAUGUGUAAAGAAACAGCUUCGUGAGCAUUGAAAAAUGUGUUCAAAUGAGUAACAUCUAGAUUUCAGUUCUCAGCUUGUACAAUUCUAGCUAUUUGUCAGCAAGACACAGUCCUGUCAGCUGUCAGUUAUUUUAUAAGAUUUGAGAUAUCUUUUUCAGGUAGUUCAGACACAAACCACGACAGCUUAUAGUCAAGAAUACUACCUACACUGGACAGUGCAUUUUUUAAGGAUUCUUCAGUGGUGGGGCAAAACUGCCAAAGGACCCAUUUUCUCCUUGCCCUCCCUCCAGGAUAGUAUGCAAUCGCCAAAGGUGUGAGCAGAGUACCGCAGGCACGAAUUUAAAAUUUGAGUCUCUGAUAUAACAUUUCCUGCAUUCUGAGGAACAUUUUUAAAAAAGUCUCAGCUUCUCAAAACAAAGUUUUAAUGGUGAAAUUUGUAAUAAAUUGUAUGCUAAACAUUCAAACACAACAUAUGUUUAAGUAUAAUCACCAACAAAUUUUGUUUUUCAAACUUCUUUUCAAUGUUAAACUCAUUUACUCAGUACAGAUCUUAGGGCCCUGGCUUGGGGCAAUAGGCCAUUUUUUUCUUCAGUGGUGGGGCAGAGGAAGGGGCCAAGUGGGGAUAAAGGCCCCACCAGUCCAUGGUAUUAAAAAAUGCCUUGACACUGGACCACCAAGUUUGAAAUACCUUUUUCAGGAAGUUCAGACACAAACCACGACAGUUUGCUGUUACGAAGUGUGUCUAGGUUUUCGUUUUGUGUGUGUGUGUGUGUGUGUGUGUGUGAAUAGUGUGAUAACCUAGUAAUGUCAGGAUAUGAAAG